Messenger RNA from Aspergillus glaucus CBS 516.65, 737 nucleotides. RefSeq lists its product as uncharacterized. The record is from RefSeq and is a predicted model, not a curated record. Lineage: Eukaryota; Fungi; Ascomycota; Eurotiomycetes; Eurotiales; Aspergillaceae. The transcript has a single exon. The annotation marks the transcript as partial.
GUUGAUCGUAUAAUCGACUGUAAUCUGAACCAACUCCAAAGCCGGAGGCGCCAUAAGUGGUCAGAUUUGAGUGAAUGGCAAGAUACACAUACUAUACACAAAAUCCAGUUACUCACUACCCAGGAGGAGCAUGUCAAACGACCCAAUAUUUCCCCUUCAACGUCUCUUGGAAGUUUUCUUGCGACUAAAUCAUGCUAUCAAUGGACUCUAUGCAUUUCUCCCAGUGCCUCUCUGCGUGGAUUGUCUUUUUCGGCUCGUGCCCGAGCCAAAUCACCUCAACCUCCCGAGAUUGCGAUGUUCGACGCCAGCGCCAGGUCAAGGACGAUGGCACUCACGCCGUACGAAAUGCUGGUCUCGAUAAUCGUCUUUGUGUUGAUAACGGCUAUUUCGUGGAUGAGAUGGCAUUUGUCCUCAUCCAGGGCAAUGGAUUUGUUACGCAAUGUAUGGCCAAUUGUCAUCAAGGCAAGACGGCGCUGGUCAGUUGGGGUUUCUCUGCCACCGAAUUGGAAUGGAGCCGCGAGUGUGUCUAUUCCAACACACUCUUUAGAACAUGUAUCUUUUCAUGGAGACGUUUUGUUUUGUCGUUCGAGCUCGAGACAAGCAUAAGAUCAGUGCGGUACGGAAUCCCGAGUUCCCACAAUGGAAGGUGGGACCUACGGCUGGGUAUUCCAACGAAAGGAGCGGGAUAUGAUAACCGAAUAGAUCUACGCUACUAUGGACAAUCAGUCAAGGAUUGA